UGCUCUAGCUUCGAACGUGCUUCGUCUCUCGUGCGUAUGGAGAUUUGUUGAAGGCGAUGAAAACUCGACUGCAGACGAGUAUUGAUUUGCAUUGAUUUGGACAGAAUUGGCUCAAUUCCAGAACAUCAAACUGGAAAAUCGCCUUGUUACCAACCAUCGAGCAGCUGUCAAAGUGACAUUUUAGUGAAACGAAGGAAAUCACAUUGAAGGUGUUGUGAAGGUCUUCACGAAUCGUUCCAAGAUUUACUUGUUUCAAUAAGGUUGGAGUUGAAAUCUUGUCGUCUUAUAGUUCUGAAAGGAUCCUUCAAUAUUCACUAUUCACUAUGACUGAAGCAAACACUCUGGGGCAGAGACUACCCGAUGAAGUUGCAGGAAAAAUAAUAUCGAUGGUACCAUUCCCUCAUCUGUUGAAGGCUCGUGUGCUGUCUAGACCAUGGUCUUCUGAAUUCUCGGCCAGUCCUGUGAACUUGACAUUUCAAUGUCAGGUCAAAACAGUCUGCUCCAAAUGGGAAACAUACUGCCCGGUAUAUAUCAGCCGUGAUUGCUGGCUCACGGGAUACGAUCACGUAAACGACCGAUGGCAGAAGAUGUUCAGACUAUCUUACUUUGCCGACGCGAGGAAGAUACCCAGAUUCAUUCGGUAUCCUGCUUCAAUGUCUGGUGCUCUACUGUGCGGCGUUGUCAACAGUGACUGUUCUCCUGUGCACGGGACAUCCUGUCAUACAAAUAUAUUUGUUACCAAUGUGAUUACGAAAGACUGGAAAAAACUACCAAGUCGGCCAGACAUGGAAAAGCCCGAUGCAGUACAAAUUCAUGCUUCUGGAGAGUGUUCUUACACGGUGAUGGUGCUUUCUCAUCCGGAUCCACCUGAACUGAAGGAACAAUCUUUAAGAUUGAUAACAUUUCAGAUCUAUGAAUCAACACAUCGCACGUGGACUCUGAUGGAACUCAAGUUGCACGAUUCUAUUCUUCUUGUAUAUCAAGAUGCUAUAUACAACAAAUCAAACCACAAGUUUUACGCUCUAUACAGAGACGUUUUGAGAUCAUUACGAACAGACAUCGCAGCCUUCGAGUUGAUUGUAUACGACAACGUGAGUGGAUGUUCCACGCGGAUUCAGCUUAGCGUCCCCAGCAUUCGGCACAUCGACGCUGCGUAUACAACAGGUCUGGUGGAGUGUGAUGGAGAUGUGAUCCUAGUUCUCGUUACGGAUCCCAUGAUUUACAGUGACGGUGAUUCUUUUGAUGGAGCUAUUCCUCCCUGGGACCCAAUGUGGGGUGUGAUCUGUGCCUUCCUGCCAUCCCGGCUUCCUGCCUCCAGUGUUCUCAUUCUAAAGUUUGACCAGGAGACCCAUGGGCUCAUUCCCCUAGCCUUAGGACCUCCAUGCACUGUAAAUGAUGCUUACUGCGAUCGGUUCACGAGUAACAACAGUUGCAUCUACCUUGCAUCUUCCAAAGACAAUAGCCCGGUUGUAAUAUACGAUAUGCGAGAGAAAGAAUGGAGCGCGCUUUCUCCUACUUGCGAUGUAUGUAGCGGGAAUAUCUUCUCUUUUCAGCCUGGUUUGGACCCAUUUGCCGUCGUCUAAGGGAUGUUAUCCUCAGGAUGACCAAGUAUCAUAUGCACCAUGACCCGUUAUGAUGUUAUUAGUCCCGUGACCAGGACUCUUUCCGGCAAUCUUCUGGGUUCUCACUCAAAUUUGAAAGUCUACUGGUUCUCACAUCACUACGGUUCAAAGACAGCUGAAGAACUGUGUAUCGUAUCGUUUCUCGAGUUUUCAUUCUCCUCCGAAUUUCUCUUUCUUGUUGUCUUUUCUAGUUUCUCGAACUUUGAUACGUGGCAUGAGAUGCACAAAAUGGCCUGAAAACACGCAAACUAUUCUUUGAGCUCCAAAAUUUACUAUGUAGAGCUAGGAUUUGAAUUGACCACGAUAAGCAUAGAAAUAUUUGGAUAGAUGAUUCGAACAGGAUUGAGUAUUGUGCGUAUUAACAGAGAACUGUCAUUUCCUUUCUCUGACCGAUAGAAACAACUAUUUUGGGGCAAUUAAACUCAGGGUGCUGCCAUUCAGUGCCAAA
Messenger RNA from Marchantia polymorpha subsp. ruderalis, 2070 nucleotides. Lineage: Eukaryota; Viridiplantae; Streptophyta; Marchantiopsida; Marchantiales; Marchantiaceae. The record is from the annotation of a GenBank genome assembly.